Molecule: messenger RNA, 1128 nt
Organism: Dicrocoelium dendriticum
Lineage: Eukaryota; Metazoa; Platyhelminthes; Trematoda; Plagiorchiida; Dicrocoeliidae
Source: the annotation of a GenBank genome assembly
GGUAUGCGUAGUGGGUGAAACAGAUAAAAAUGGCCAAAAAACCCAUGAGUGAUGGGGAUUUUAACCGACUUCUGUCUACACUGAUAGCAGAAACAUCGGACAAAGAGAGAAAAUUUGAGAAACUGUAUUAUUCAAAAGGAAAUUUCAGUGGGACACAAGCGGCCGGACUGAUAAACUGUUUCAAAACAGCCCCGGAGCGCGUGCGAGUCAUUAAAGCUUUGGAAAGGAGACUGUGUCGCAUGUGCUGUGCAGAGGCUUGCGAAAUAUUGAAGGCUGUUCAGUUGACCAAUCGCGACCGAUUGUUCACGCUCGAUUGUAUAAAGGGAACGCUGGUAGAUCAUGAAACAACAGCGGGCAUUGAAAACAUCUUGAGCGCAUUCCCAUUUGAAACAGACAAGAGAAAGGCUUUGGAGAUUCUAGCCACGGUCAGCAUGUACGUUACGCGAGAACUGGCAGCUGGAGGCCACCAAAUGUACGCGCCUGUCGGAGUGUUGUAUACACAAAGCUUCCCAUCCAACGAGGCCUUGUAUGGACCUUUGGAGAGUCAGCUAGCACUCAAAGAGCACCGAGUGAAGCCAUCUAUACCCGUGACUGCCUGCAAGAAUCUAAGCCCAUCCGCCUUCACCGCGGCGCCUUCGUACAUCUACACUGGGGACAAGGACCGGUCUUGGUACUCAGGUGGUGGGAUUCCGCCGUUACCACCACCGAUCUCAGACACCGUCAUAACCGGGCCACCGAGAAAAUUGGGUGAAGAGCAAACGCAGUUUGUUGAGGAACAGCCAAACUAUCCUGCGAACGAUCCAUGCCUAACGAUUCAUCAAGGCGGACCCAGCCCGAUCGGCUUUCCGAAUAUCCAGCCGCUGGAGCAGACCGAUUGCUGCUAAUAUCAUGUCGAAAAUUCAGUUGAUACGGAGUAGAAUAACGCAUUUUGCGUUGCGGGUGCCAAAAGAACUCAUGACGUUUCAAAGCUUUGGCGUCGUAACAAAAGAUCUAACUGUGACUUCCUGAAACUUCCCUUCAACUCAUUACUUAUUUGCAUCGCAUCGGAAAAAGAGUAGACCUUAUUUUAAAACUGCAGUUCCUUAUAUCCUUGGGCAAGGCCGACGUAGUACAAGUCAUAAAAUGCCA